AUGGAGGACGACGGAGAAUGCGACGACAUUGAGUUGGAAGAGGUGAGGGAAAGUUAUCCCCAAUAUGACGAGAUGGGUUAUCACGACAUGCUGUCGAACUUUGACCAGCUGACGGAGAGGUUACAAAGAGAGGCAAAAUACGGUUCAGAGCCACUAGCUAUCACCGACAUUAACCGUGAACUUGAUUACGUGAAGAUGAAAAUGGAGGAACGUGGGACAGCCUAUACUCUUUCACUGAUGGGGAAGAUGGAACCGUAAACAUCACAGGACCACCAGGGAGCACCGCCGUUCCAAGUGUUGAGUUCGUGGAGGAUCCAGCUGGAUUGCUUACAGACGUACUGGACGCAUACGACGAUUCAUUUGACGCUAGUUGGGACGACAUUAAGGAAAGACUUUCAAAGCUAAAAAAGUUCUCAAAAGACCAACUCAGAGCAAAUAAGAAAAGGGACUUUGAAAACCAGGCGGAACGUGUGCAAGCUGUUAAAAGGGUCGUUCAAGAAAAGGAGAAAAUAGUGCUAGACCCUAGGAACAGAAACGUUAGGGAACUUAUCAAGCGGUCAUCUGUCAGGACACUGAAAGAUGGCACUGAGGUCUUGAUGUUUAGAAGUGAGCAAGGCAUUGACAAAAGUGGUGUCCAGAUAAUGAAACGUGGAAAAACAAGCAUCCCAACGUAUUCUAAGAAUUCCACUGCACUGAGAGAAUACAAGGAACUAGUGAGGAAGAUUAGGGACGAACCGUCGACUAACACCCAAGUUUACACACACGAAACAUUUAAAGGUGACGAUGAAUGUGUAGUCACAGAGUCACCAGCUGCAGAUCGAGGUGCUGCCUUGAAUGAAUUUUAUGAUGAGGACAACACAUUUGAAAACAUAGAACUCAUGGAUGUGAGGGUACCCGGGGUUGACAUACCAGGUCUAACCCCUAAAGAAAACACUGAGCUGAGAGGAGUCCUUGAUCCCCCUGAUACGAUGGACCGGGAGUCGCGUCUGAGUGAUGACGGUGCCCUACAAGGACAAGUGGACUUAUUCCAAGACGAAAUCAAUAAAACAAUCAGCGAGAUAAAUCGGACCACCGACUGGAGGAAGACACAAGAGUGGGGGACAGGCUCACCGUACUCAGGGAAGCGAGAGACAGGACCGUUCUGCAGAGAACUGUGGAGGAGUCGAGAAAGAGUUAGCCGAUAUUAG
Messenger RNA from Paramuricea clavata, 1187 nucleotides. Lineage: Eukaryota; Metazoa; Cnidaria; Anthozoa; Malacalcyonacea; Plexauridae. The record is from the annotation of a GenBank genome assembly.